AGGGCUUCAGCACUAUCUCUGGUCGACUCGCUCGAUCCGUUCUCGGAGGGUAUCAUGUUCUCCGUGAUGCCGCCGAAGAAGAGCUGGAAGAACAUCAGUAACUUGUCUGGUGGUGAGAAGACGCUGUCCAGUUUGGCGUUGGUGUUUGCACUCCAUCAUUACAGGCCCACGCCGUUGUAUGUCAUGGACGAGAUUGAUGCUGCCCUCGACUUUAGAAACGUCUCGAUUGUGGCGUCGUAUAUCAAGGAGAGGACGAAGAAUGCACAGUUUAUCGUCAUUUCGCUCAGAAACAAUAUGUUCGAACUUGCCUCUCGCCUGGUGGGAGUGUACAAGGUCAACCAUAUGACCAAGAGUGUAACUAUCGAAAACAAGGAUUAUAUCACGGGACGAUAAUGAUUUUGGUGAAUGGUUUAUGAACAUAUGCAAAUUGCCUACGGUUGGGGUUGGUGUUCUUUUAUUGCUUUGGAUUGAAUAUACUAUGCAAAGGGUUCGGGUUUUGUUCUUGUUCAUUUUCAUGGUUUAUUUUUAUGUUGGUCUCUUGAGCAUUGGUUUAUAUAUGAUUCAAUCGAGUAAAUAUGCACUCGUUUAUGACAACAACUCAUUCAUAACAACAACGGAAUUUAAACAAACACAGCAUCAAAAUCGGAUAUCAA
Molecule: messenger RNA, 653 nt
Organism: Aspergillus glaucus CBS 516.65
Lineage: Eukaryota; Fungi; Ascomycota; Eurotiomycetes; Eurotiales; Aspergillaceae
Exons: 4
Coding region: 55-393 (112 amino acids)
Biological process (GO): mitotic chromosome condensation
Source: RefSeq, a predicted model, not a curated record